Messenger RNA from Neltuma alba, 1822 nucleotides. RefSeq names its product rust resistance kinase Lr10-like. The record is from RefSeq and is a predicted model, not a curated record. The coding region runs from base 22 to 1674 and encodes 550 amino acids. The transcript is spliced from 2 exons. Gene Ontology annotation, biological process: protein phosphorylation. Gene Ontology annotation, molecular function: ATP binding; protein kinase activity. Lineage: Eukaryota; Viridiplantae; Streptophyta; Magnoliopsida; Fabales; Fabaceae.
AAAGGAAAUCCUUUGGUUGCAAUGUUUUCGCAUCGCAGAUUUUGGUUGUUGGUGAUAUUGCAGGUAUGGGUGCGCCUUCUGAAACAAGGGAAUGGUAAGAACCACCAGCAGGUGCCUCAUAAUGAAACUCUUCCUUUCCGUCUCAAAGAAGAUGGGGACAUGGUUGAGUUUCCGUCUAUUCAUGCUCUUCAAGGAGUCAGUCUCUCUGUCUCUGAUAUAAACAAUGAAUCCCAUAUCUUAGAAGUAAAGGAUCCAGAACAAUGUCUUCCCAUGCUCUUUCUCCAAAACCAUCUCUAUAAUUCAUCCAGUAUUUAUCCUCUAGAGUAUGAUACUGACAAUAUGACCGAAAAUAUUACUUUCUUCGAUUGUUCUUCGGCUACUUCGGAAUAUACGCCCAAGUCCUGCCCAAUUCUUGCCCUUGGCUCCCAUGACAGUGUCCUGUCCGGGGACCUACUUUCCUGCGCCAUGAGAAUUCGGUUAGAUUCGCCCAUACCGGCAGAGCAUCUUCAGGGGAACCGGUUACGACUCAAAUGGAUUCAACAAAAAGUUGAUAAGCAUAAAACCAGCAAGAUGCCCAGAAUUGUUUUGCCCGGAACAGGUUCGAUUGUGCUGGUUUUGCUGUUGGUCGUGUGCGUUUACACAUGUCGCUACUUCAAGAAGAAAGGAGAUGAUCAAGCAAGACUUGAAAAGUUUUUGAAGAAUUACGAGGCACUUAAACCUACCAGAUUCUCUUUCGCUGAUAUCAAAAGAAUCACACACAGUUUCAAGGAUAAAUUAGGUGAAGGUUCUCACGGAACAGUCUUUAAAGGUAAGCUAUCUGCUAAAAUUCAAGUUGCUGUCAAAGUACUCAAUAAUUCAGAUAAUGAUGGAAAGGAUUUCAUUAAUGAAAUGGGGACAAUGGGCCAAAUUCAUCACAUCAAUGUUGUUCGUUUGUUGGGAUUUUGUGCUGAUGGUUUUCAUCGAGCUCUUGUUUAUGACUUUUUCCCAAACGGCUCCCUCCAAAAGUUCAUAUUUUCCCAAGAUAACAGAGAAAAUUUCCUCGGGUGGUCGAAGCUGCAACAGAUUGCUCUUGGCAUCGCAAAGGGGAUUGAAUAUCUUCACCAAGGCUGUGAUUAUAGAAUUCUCCAUUUUGAUAUCAAUCCUCACAAUGUGUUGUUAGAUGACAAGUUCACCCCUAAAAUUUCUGAUUUUGGUCUAGCUAAAUUGUGUUCUAAAAAUCAAAGUAUGGUGUCAAUGACAGUAGCAAGAGGAACUUUAGGAUACAUUGCACCUGAAGUCUUUUUUCCAAAUUUUGGCCAUGUGUCAUACAAAUCAGAUAUUUAUAGUUAUGGGAUGCUACUCUUGGAAAUGGUCAGCGGAAGGAAAAAUGUUGAUGCAAACAAAGAAACUUUUCAAGUUCUAUAUCCAGAAUGGAUUCAUAAUUUGAUCAAAGGAGAAAACAUGAUUAUUUCUACAGAAGAUGAAGUUGACAUUAGAAUUGCUAAAAAACUGGCAAUUGUAGGACUUUGGUGCAUUCAGUGGCAUUCAAUAAAUCGUCCAUCCAUGAAAACAGUGGUACAGAUGUUGGAAGGAGAAGUAGAUAAACUAAAGGUGCCUCCAACUCUAGUUGAUUUGACCGCUUCUACCAAUACAAGUACUAUUAUUCCUGCGAGGCAUUUGAAUUUAGAAUCAUGAAUAUGUACGCUGGCUUGCCAAGUAUAUAUGGCUUUUACUUUUAUUGAAUGUACUUUGUAAAAUUUUUGAAUCCUUUUAUUAUCAAUGUGCAUGUAGAACACUCAAUCAUGUAUCCCAAUAGAAAGAGAUCUCAGGACUUUCAAAACAA